GUAAAGUACGGGCUGCGGAGGAGGGGCACUACGAUAGUAGGCUGCCAGCGUGGACUACUCUCGAGUCUCGCAGAUUCAUAUUUCACACACAAAGAGUCAAUCACGCGAACAAUGUUCGACUUUUGAUUUCAAAAUACAUACGGUGGUAUAAUCUGUAUAAUAGUCGAAUUUCCUGCUAACGCUUCCUUCUUUUCUCUUUUGCAACCCCUAAGAAAUCUCUCUAAGAUGCCUGGAGUUACCGUUAAGGACGUGGAGACCCACAAGUUCGUGGUCGCCCUCGCUGACUACUUGAAGCAGUCCGGCAAGAUUGAGCAACCCAAGUGGGUUGACACCGUCAAGACCGCCACCUUCAAGGAGCUGUCCCCUUAUGAUCAGGACUGGUUCUACGUACGUUGCGCCGCUGCCGCCCGUCACAUCUACGUGCGUGCCCCCGUAGGUGUUGGAUCCAUGCGAAAGAUUUUCGGUGGAAAGAAGCGCAGAGGUUGUGCCCCUAACCACUCCCACAUUGGUUCCGCUUCCGUAGCCCGCGCCGUGCUCAAGCAGCUGGAUAGCAUUGGUAUCACCGAGGCUCACGCCAACGGUGGUCGCGUUAUCUCGUCCGAGGGUCGCAGAGAUUUGGACCGUAUCGCUGGCCAGGUUGUUGAAAGCGCCCAAUAAACUAGAUAACGUAAUUAAAUAUGUUAUUUGGGUUAGGAUUCUUUGUGUAUUUAUGGUGUUGUCUUUUGUUCGAGAUUUUGGGGUUUCUUUUGUAUAAUAGGUUCAGAGUUUGCGCUUAUAACGUUCUGAUUUCGACUUGCGUUGGUUCGUGAAGAAAACUAUGGAAUUACCGGCUGAGAUUCUUUCUUACUCAUUGAAUCGUUGGAUGAGAAUUGGCUGUCUGAAACCAACGCAAAAGAAGUUGCAUGUAUUUAUUUUGUUUUCAUAAUAAUGUUUGUUGUCUGUUUUUAUUUACCGAGAUGAAGUUUAGGUCGUCGAUUGGAUUUAUGGUUCACAUUUUAUUAAAUAAUAAAGACAAAUACAAUAAAAUCUAAGGUCAUAGUCGAGGCA
Molecule: messenger RNA, 1047 nt
Organism: Sphaeroforma arctica JP610
Lineage: Eukaryota; Ichthyosporea; Ichthyophonida
Product: 40S ribosomal protein S19
Exons: 4
Coding region: 226-657 (143 amino acids)
Biological process (GO): translation; ribosomal small subunit assembly
Cellular component (GO): ribosome; cytosolic small ribosomal subunit
Molecular function (GO): RNA binding; structural constituent of ribosome
Source: RefSeq, a predicted model, not a curated record